AGGCUGCAGAGGAAUCCACAGAAACAGGAAACCGGGCUUCCUCCAUCAGUUCUGAAACAUUAAAACCUGUUUCCGUUCCACAAAAAUAAAGCCCGCCAGGGCAUCCUCUGGGUAGGCUCACUGUGUGAGCUGCAGCUCAAGAGGAGGCAGAAGCCACAGGAUUUCUUGCUUGAGAAAUAAUUGUGAGAUACCUUGUAGUGCUUACAAACCAGCAGUAUGAAGGAGACAAUCUUCUUGCUGCUCCUAUUGCAUUUGCAGAGUGGCAGUGCUGGAUUUAAUACUCCGGGAAAGCUCUGGACCACAGGCCAGGUUGGUGAAACCCAGACAAGUGACUCAACUCCAUCUCUGACUACAAUUGCAGGGUCACCCCAUCCUGAGAUCCAGGCUGCCCAAGUGAAUGUCUCGCAGGGACCUGCUUUCGCAUCCUCAGGCAAUACUACGGGAAUGAAAGCGGUGAAAAAACCCUCCGAUCCUACCACCUCUACCCCUGCAAGCCGGACAAACGGACACAGCAGUGGUGGAUCUGACAAAGAUAAGAUGGGAAGCUUGUGGAGCAGUGAAGGGACAUCUCUAGAGAGCGAUGCCAGACAGGUCCUGCUCCAGCAAGAUGCCACCACAAGGCAGGAUCCAACUACGGGGAACAGGUCUCCCAAGGAAUCAUCCCUCAGCACUGGGACCACCAGCACCCAGCAGGAUGCCACCUCCAAACCAUCCGGCUUUGAAACUACCAGAGGAAAGAACUGGUGUGCCUAUGUCCACACCAGACUCCUGCCCACGGUGGUGGUGGACAACCUGGAAACCUUCUCCUCAGCCAGAGCAAAGCCUUGCACGUGGCAGCUUGGAUCCUGUGCCCAGAGGUCCCAGACAAGCACGCAGCAAGCAUACAGAAUCAAACACAAAAUAGUGACACGGCUGGAGUGGAGGUGCUGUCCUGGAUACAGCGGGCAGAGCUGCCAGCCCAGAGCUCAAGAACAAAGGUCACUUAUGCACAGCAACCAGGCUGAAAGCAGCACAACUGUGGGUGAGAGGACACCGGGAGCUGCUCAGGACCCCGGUGAGCCAGCACUUACACAAAAACUGAACGAGAAGAUUAGCAGCCAGGAGAUGAAACUGGCUUUCCUACAGAAGAAGGUUGACAACAUUGCGGCUGCGAUGAAUGAUGUGAGCAAGAUGCUUUCGUCUCUGGAAGGCAAAAUCAAUGAAGAUAAGGGCAGAGACUUCCAGUCUUUCCUAAAAGGUCUCAAAUCCAGAAGUAUUAAUGAAUUAAUCAAAGGCAUUGUCAGGGAACACUUUAAAGUAUUUCAAGAUGAAAUGCAAGAGAACAUGGCUCAGAUUUUUAAGACUGUGUCUAGUUUGUCAGAGGAUCUUGAAAAUACAAAAGAAUCCAUCAAGCAUCUGAAUGAAACCCAACAAAAAUUUGCUCAGGAGAUAGACAGUGGGCCAACAAAACUUGACAUUCUGGAGUUGAAGAGCCAUAUGGUACAGAUGAAAGAGGAAAUGACCCUCACUUGUGACAAGCCUAUGAAAGCUUUACAGGAAAAACAGAGAUCCUUGGAAGAUAACUUGCAGCAUCAACAGUCAAGAAGUGUCAUUUAUUAUGAAUCUUUAAACAGGACUCUCACUGAAAUGAAAGAUGCUCACGAACAACUGUUAGCAGCUGAACGGUCUUCAAGCCAGGACAUCCCUUCAGCAGAUAAAGUCACCGAGUCCAAUGUUACAGAGUACAUGGUCACACUGCAUGAGACAGUAAAGAAACACGGCAUGAUGGUGCUGCAGAUCUAUGAUGACUUAAGAGUCCAAGACAGCAAGAUCAGCAAUCUCAGCAUUGCACUGGAAAUUCAGAGAGACUCUGUUCUGGGAGUCUGCGAUGACAUGUUGUCAGAGAACAGAAGGGACUUCCAAACUCAGCUGGCAGCAACCCAGGAGAACAUGCUUGUCCUAAACAAAAGUGUCUCUGACCUGCUCCUUCCAUUGGACAACAAGGUGGACAAAAUGAAUGAACAAAUUAACGAUUUGUGCUAUGACAUGGAGAUCCUGCAACCCCUGAUUGAACAAGGGAUACCUUUUAGUUUGACUUCAGAAUAUGAACAGCAAAUCAAAGCUGAAGAAAUCAACGAGAAGCUUGAAAACCUCACUACUUCCAUUAACAGAAUGAGUUCUGUAAUUGAGGAACUUUCCAAAACUCAGGAAGGACUUAAAAAUGAAUCUCAGGCUUAUCAGGAGCUGUUUGAGAGCCGUGUUAAUGAAUGCUCCAUGGAAAUAGAGGAUGGAUUAAACAAGACCAUGAUAGUACUAAACAGCGCUAUUGAUUCUAUUCGAGAUAACUACGUACUGAAAGAUAUGCUGCAUGUUCUAAGAAAUGAAACUGAAGUCUGCUGUGGCGGAGCUGAGAAACUGGGCAGCCUCCUGGCUUUCAUUCCCCAGUUCCAACAGCUGAAUGAAUCCCUCCAGAUGCUGGUCCUUAGGAACAAGCAUGAAUUAACUUCACAAGUAGUGCCAUCCCUUUCUGAUCUUCCAUAUGAUGAGUCUGACAAAAUUAUCCUUCACAAUUUCAGAAGACUUUUCUCUAUUUUAAAUGAUACAUCGUUGAAAGUGGACAAUCAACAACAAGAUAUUGGCCGCCUGGAAGAAAAACUAUUGGACUCUCUGGAGGAAGCCAAGGACCAUGAGGUUCGUCUUCUGAACGUGGAGUCAAAAAUCUCUAAGUUUUUGGCAAACAACUGUGUCUCACUGAAGAAAAACAAAGCUGCCUCGACAGAGAAAGAACAAAUGGUCUCACUUCAGCUCCAGACGCUGAGUUCCAGGAUCAAGGCCCUGGAAGCCAAGUCGAUCCGUUUCUCAAACACCAUUCCAGUUGUGAACAAGACGGCUCACGAGGCCUGGGGGCUGUGUCAGGAAACCAACAGCAGCAUCCAAAAAGUGAACGCCAGUAUACCUGUGCUAAUUAAACUUGCUCAGCCAGAUAUCCCCCUGCUGCAGAGAGGCCUCCAAGAGCUUGUUGAAUCUGUGCUUGAAAUAAAAGCAGGAACUAUCUUGACAAAUUUAACCCAGCACGUUGACAUAUCGGUGGCAAGUGCAAUGAAUAACAUCACCAAAUCUCAGAAGCAAGUGAAACCAGUUUUAAAGAAAUCAGCCCCAGUGAAAAAAGGAGCAGCAAAUGUCACCGUGAGCCUGGCAAGCCGAAGUCAGAGAAACGUGGAUAAUACUAUAGAUUCAGAGCAAUACUCAGCUUGUGUCAGUGCCCCAUGCCAGAAUGGAGGAACCUGCAUCAACGACAGAGAGGGCUUCAUUUGCGCUUGUCGCCACCCUUUCGGAGGAGUCAACUGCAGUACAAAGCUGACGAACGACAACUCUCUGAGUAUUGAUUUUUCAAGAGGAUCAUACAGAUAUGCACCAAUGGUGGCUUUUUUUGCCUCUCAUACGUAUGGAAUGACAACUCCAGGAACCAUCAAAUUUAAUAAUCUAGACGUCAACUACGGAGCUUCAUUUGCCCCAGCAACCGGGAAGUUCCACGUUCCGUAUCUGGGGGUCUAUGUUUUUGAAUAUACCAUUGAAUCGUUUAGUCCACGUGCCUCAGGCUAUCUGGUCGUUGAUGGAGUAGACAAACUCACUUUCCAGGCUGAGAAUAUUAAUAGUAACAAGUACACUGACAGAGUAAUUGCUGGAAAUGCGUUAUUAGAGUUAAAUUAUGGUCAGGAAGUCUGGCUCAGACUGGCAACUGGCUCCAUACCAGCCAAGUAUCCACCAGUAACUACAUUUAGUGGUUACUUGUUGUAUCGUACCUAAGCCAGUCCUAAAUGUAGUAAACAGUAGUAAAUAUAGUAAACAGCAACCUGCAUGUGAAUUUGUCUUCGCUUUUAAACACUUCAUUUCUUUAGCAGCAUUAAGUUUCUCAGAGUAACGAGCGUGGUGGCAUUUGAAGUUAUGGUUCUCCAAGAAGUUGCUUGGUUGUAGGCGAGUAGACAACUGCCAAGAGAGCCCCCAGGCUUGGAAUGGGGGAAAAAGAAGCAUCUUCUCUCUAUAAGCAUGACUGGAAGCAUGAAGCUGAUGAUGUUCUACAUUUAUUGCAUGAACAUACUUAGAAAAGGUAGCUGAGAAUCAGUUCUCAAGAUAAAUCAGAGCUGGUGUUGAUCAUUCCUUUCUAACUCGCAUACACACCAAAGGUGAUGGAUAGAUUUUGAUGAGGCAGAUGCUGGGUCUUAUUCUAUCAAGCGGUAAUCAUGUAUGUAUUCUGUCUGGAAGAAAAUACAUUUCUUUUUGGCUUUACUUGAUGUUAUCCACCACACGCCUUUAUAUGUCAGUGUUUAAUUGAUUCAUGAUUUUUUAUGUAACCAGUACGAUAACAUACUGGGUUUUUAUUUAGAAAAAAAACAAGAGGAACUAUUUAGAACCUGCAUGUUGAUAUAUUCAGAUUAGAAAUAACAUGCUGAAUUUUAGCAGUCAUGGCAAAAACAUUAUAAUGGAUUUGGUGGAGUUGAAUAUGUUGAAGCAACAUCUCCUUAGGUGUGAUAUGUUUUUUGAGCAAACGUGGUUGCUCAGGGACAGGAGUUGGACUUGAUGACCCUUGUGGGUCCCUUCCAACUCAGGACAUUGAUUCUGUGGUUAUAUUGGCUUCACAUUGAUUUUAGCAUGUGAAGUUUUGCUUAAAUAGUACACAAGUUUAUAUGGUAAUUCUAGUAGUCCUUUCUAAGGUUGAGCUCUAGAACUCUAUGAUCUGGUUUAUUUCUGCAUUAUAUUCACUACCUAGCGAGGCAAGAUGAAAUGAACUUCAGUCUGUAUAAACCAGAAUACGAUUUCCAAGCACCGAUCCAAUUUUUUUAAAAAGUAUUUUUAGUUCAUGUUAUGACUGCCUGAAAAAUAUAAACCUCAGGUUUACAUCCUUAUUGGUUGCAAAGUGCUGGGUUGCUGCAGUUUCUUGCUGUUUCAUCAGCUGGUGCAACUGGCCAGCUUUGUUUCUGGUUAUUAUUUCUGUUAACACUAAUUGAUCAGGUUUUACGGCUCUGUGUGUUUGUCUCCUUCCCUGUCCUUAUCCUCCCAGCUGAAAAAAUAAACAUCUUCACCAAUUAAUGCCA
Columba livia (rock pigeon) is the source of this 5072-nucleotide messenger RNA. RefSeq names its product multimerin 1 (gene MMRN1). The transcript has 8 exons. The record is from RefSeq and is a predicted model, not a curated record. Bases 217 to 3786 code for a protein of 1189 amino acids. Gene Ontology annotation, molecular function: protein binding; calcium ion binding. Lineage: Eukaryota; Metazoa; Chordata; Aves; Columbiformes; Columbidae.